ACAAACAUAUUUUCAAUCGUACGUGCAGAUAUCGCAAACACUCCGAUAGAUGUCUCUAAUUUAUUUUGUACUUGCGCUAUAGAUCGUUUAGAUCUCUACCGACGUUCGAUGUCGGCAGAUCGCGCAUUUACGAUAUUUGUUCUCUCUUGCUUCUAUUUGUGACAUAUAUGUUAAUAUUGAAGAUGUUUGUUUAAAUGCGAAAAAGAGUAUUAAACAAAAUCUAAUUCUUGGUGUCUUUACUGGCGAAUGACAAAUAAUUAAUGUAAUAUUAUGUCGACGUUAAAUGAAUAUACUUGUCAACUAUCUACGGAGGAGAAAGCGUAUAUGGCGGCUAAUUUGAAUGAAACAGACGAAACCAGACCAAUUAAAAUUGCUGAAAUAAGGCAAUGGAUAACGGAGAAUGAAGAUUUACACGCACCUACUGAUGAUUUUUUCAUUCUACGUUUCUUGAGGGCAUGCAAAUUUAAUAUCGAGAAGACAAAAUCUAAAUUAUGGAAUUAUUAUAAGCAGAGGGCGAAUCUUCCAGAAUGGUAUAGCAACAGAGAUCCAUUUCUACCAGAGUUGCAAGAACUCUUUGAUUUGGGGGUGUUUUUGCCUUUAAGAAAAUUAGAUAACGAAGGCAGAAUGGUUGUGAUAAUACGUGCUGCAGCACAUUCUCCUAAUAGACACAAAAUGUCAGACAUGUUGAAGGCAUCGUUGAUGAUUUUGGAUCUAGCUUUACGAGACCACGAAUCCGUAACGAUUCACGGUAUAACGGCUAUCUUGGAUAUAAGUGGAAUUACAUAUGAGCAUGUAUUUCAAUUACCACCGAGUGUUAUUAAAAAUCUAGUUCACGCAUGGCAGGGCUGCUAUCCUGUUAGAAUUUACUCGUUGGAUUUUAUCAAUACUCACAAAUUCAUAAAUACAGUCUUAAACGUUUUCAGAAGCUUUAUGACUACAAAGUUGAAACAAAGAGUACAUGUUCAUGCACGUGAUAAAUUAAAGUUAUACGAAACUUUGCCAGUGAAUAUGUUGCCAAAGGAAUAUGGCGGUAUGAAUGGAACAGUGAAGGAAUUAAGUGAGUAUUGGAAGCGUACGGUUAUAGAGAACGGAGAGUGGUUCGCCGAGCAAGAAAAAUACAAAUUGACGUUGAUUAAGUAACUAGAUUGAGACUAAUUUGCAAUAACGAGGGAUUGCACAUGCAAUUGUUCAGAUGGUUAAUAAAGAACUACGUGAUAGACAUCUUGAAAUAUUUUUUAUUUUUUUUGUAAAUGAUUUUUAAACAGAAAAUAGAGAACGGAAAACGGAAAUAUACAGUGCUUCUGUUCUUUUGUUCUAAAACAUGCUUCCUAUGUAUUCCUUGCAGAAUAAUUUUAUUCAAAGUAACCGUUUCUCUAAAACACGAAUAAUCAAGAAGAUCGAUAAAGUAUAAAAUAUAAUUGCUAUAAUUUACAUUCUACAAUAUGGUACAUAUUUCGUAUCUUAGAACCACUAAGCACACUAGCGCAUAUUAAUUAUUCUAAUUAUAUAUAUAUAUCCAUCCGGUAAUUAUCUCGGUCAAAGUUUGCUUUUAUACAUUAUUUCAUAUAUUCCUCUCGUGGAAACGUAUUUCCAUUCCACGCUUAGAGAAACGCUUUCUCCGUUUCCCGUUUAACUACACAAUUCCUCUUGACGUCAGAAGAUAAAUAAAACAUACAUUUAAGUCAUGGGCAAGUAAAACUGUCCUAUAUCUAAUUUGCUAUUUGUUAACUUAACCACUUACAACAAAUUUACGACAAAUACCAGGGCACAUUGUAUUGGAUUUAAGUAAAGAUCGUCUCAUUCAUCGCCAAGCAAUCUGUACAGCAUAUUUUCUCUUAAUAGGUGAAUUUAAACGAGACGAUGAAUACUUGUGGAUAUCCAUAGUAAAAUGCAUCGUCGUGCGAAUAAAUGUUAUAUUACAGACGUUGAAUUAAAAAA
Messenger RNA from Bombus impatiens (common eastern bumble bee), 1938 nucleotides. Its product is annotated as retinol-binding protein pinta. The record is from RefSeq and is a predicted model, not a curated record. Gene Ontology annotation, cellular component: membrane. Lineage: Eukaryota; Metazoa; Arthropoda; Insecta; Hymenoptera; Apidae. The transcript is spliced from 5 exons. The coding region runs from base 271 to 1140 and encodes 289 amino acids. Gene Ontology annotation, molecular function: phosphatidylinositol bisphosphate binding.